AUGGUGUGCGCGCCUGCCAAUCAGUUCUGCUGUGGCUGCAGCCUGCGAUGGGGCACAGGCCUAGUGAUCUUCGUCAACUUUCUCUUGGUGCUCCUGUUUCUCUUCCGUGCCGUCGCGGCGCUGUUCUACCCUGAGGAGUUCCCGGGGUUUGGAAACAUGCCGGUGCAGGUCUUCUUUGCGGCCUUCGGCGUGGCCAGCCUGCCCUUCCUUUGCCUGGGCAUCCACGGUGUGGUCCGAAGAGACGAGGUCACCCUCUCUGCCUACUGCGUGUACCUGCUGCUCGCAGUCGGGGUUUGCGGCUACUGCUUGGUGCAGCUUGGGCUGUCGUUGACCUGCUCCAGUCUUCCUGGGGACGAGAAAGCGGUGGGGGCAUACCUCUGCGGUGUCAUUGAGAUCGUGGACAUCGCCUUUGUCUCUGUGCUGCUUCUCAGUCUACUCUACACGUUGUACGUGGUGUGGUCCCAGUGUCAGGACUUUGCGCUGGGCGGGCACAGGACCUUCUCCGACCUGGAGGAGUGCUACGGCAGCUUGGAAUCGAAGCGAUUGAUGGAGUCCUCGCACAACAUCCUCCAGUCCUUCGAGGACGAGGGCCUGGGCGCCAUGUUCGGGAGCGGCCCAAGCGGCCCGGUGUCGGGCUUCGGCCGGGGGCUCGGCGGCUCCGCUCGGUUUGGGGAAAUCGGGGCGCCACUUCAGCUCUGCGUGGUGGGCGUGGGCCCAGUGGCCCUGUCGGAGGCCCUCUCAGGGGUGUCCCUGCUGCAAGCCAUGCCCAGGGUCGAUCCUGUGGACAUAGGUGCCAGCCUGCUUUGGGACGCGAAGGCGAGCCUCCAAGCGGUCGAGUCGCCUCUCGAGGUCGCAAGGCCGAAGCCGCUUUCCCUGCUAGCGGAGAGGAUCGAGCCGUCUGUGAAGAGGAGGAAAAUGCGAGCUCCAAGUGAGUUGACAGCUCCGGAGGUGCAGGUUCCCAGGGAUCCUGGACCACCCGCUAAGCGCCGGCGGCUAGGCGCCCAGAGGCGCGGUCGCGCCUGGCAUUUUGCCUCGAGCCAAGUCCAGUGCCUGUCGGAUCCAAGUGGGGCAAAGUAG
Messenger RNA from Effrenium voratum, 1077 nucleotides. NCBI's taxonomy places the organism in Eukaryota, Dinophyceae, Suessiales, Symbiodiniaceae. The record is from the annotation of a GenBank genome assembly.